UUUAACAUAAAGUGUGGUGAUAAAUGGAUUAGGCUGCAGUCAGGAUGACUUCAGCGUCCUACACCGCUGACGCAGGGCGGAGCUAUCCUAUAAAAUGUUUCCCUGCCGGGACUUCACACCACAGAAGGAGAGACGGUGCUGGUCACUGGCUUGCAGCUUACAGGGAGGCAGAAGAGCAAAAAUACAGGCGUCAACGCAGGAGAACAAAAGCAGCUUAUAAAAAAUGUGAGAGCGAGCUGGCUGAUACUUCUCAUGGAGUCACAUUAGACAGAGCUUUCCUGCUCCAGUUGCAUCAUGUUGACAGACCCUCUGAGCUCUGUUCUCUGGACAUCAGCGAGCAGAAACUAAGCUCUGUCAAACCAGAAGAACUCGAGGUGUUUGAUAACGUGGCUUACAUCAACGCAUCUAUUAACUCCCUCUCUCUAGGAUCUUUCAGUAGUUUUGUGUCUCUAAGAGAACUCAACCUGUCAUUAAAUGAGGUUAGCGACUUGAUGUUUGAUGCUGCUGCCUUCCCUCUUCUCGAGGUUCUGGAUUUGUCCUACAACUGCUUAUCACCUGAUGCUAUUGUUUCUCUCGGUCGGCUCCCACGUCUUAAGGUCCUUCAUCUAACUGCAAAUCAGCUUCAGCAUCUCCCUCCUAAUCUGGGCUCCUCACACCAAGACCCCACUCAGCUCUCCAUGGAACAGAUGGAGAUGGAGACAGGGCAUAUCCUGCUGGAGGCAGCCACCACAAGAUGGGUACUGUGGUCAUAAAGGGAUGAAAAUGCUCAGCAGCAAUACUCAGGUAGGCUGUGACAUUUAGACUAAGGUACCCAAAGUGUGCCAAGAAAAUGUCCCCCGCAUCAUUACACCACCUGCAGUUUCUGAAAUAAUCAAACCAGCUCAUCUGGGAUCAACAACCACGCCACAUUAAAGUCAGUUAAAUCACCUUUCUUCCUCAUUCUGAUGCUCGGAUUGAACUUCAGCAGGUUGUCUUGACCAUGACCACAUCACUAGAGCCAGUGAGCUGCUGCCAUUUGAUUGGCUGCUUUGUGUUAAUGAGGGGUUGAAUGGUUUACCAAAGUCACUGAUGAGAAUAGAUACGUUACAGAAUACAAAAUCUUAUUUCACUUUAAUUGUAUCAUCACACACAUUUAGCA
Messenger RNA from Oreochromis niloticus (Nile tilapia), 1138 nucleotides. RefSeq names its product X-ray radiation resistance-associated protein 1. The transcript is spliced from 7 exons. Gene Ontology annotation, cellular component: nucleus. Gene Ontology annotation, molecular function: protein binding. The record is from RefSeq and is a predicted model, not a curated record. Lineage: Eukaryota; Metazoa; Chordata; Actinopteri; Cichliformes; Cichlidae. The coding region runs from base 45 to 752 and encodes 235 amino acids.